Messenger RNA from Hippopotamus amphibius kiboko, 3036 nucleotides. It is a transcript of the gene SATB2, whose product is annotated as SATB homeobox 2. The transcript is spliced from 11 exons. Gene Ontology annotation, molecular function: DNA-binding transcription factor activity, RNA polymerase II-specific; RNA polymerase II cis-regulatory region sequence-specific DNA binding. Gene Ontology annotation, biological process: regulation of transcription by RNA polymerase II; chromatin remodeling. Lineage: Eukaryota; Metazoa; Chordata; Mammalia; Artiodactyla; Hippopotamidae. The coding region runs from base 84 to 2285 and encodes 733 amino acids. The record is from RefSeq and is a predicted model, not a curated record.
CAAGUUACAGACAGACUGUGAGCAGUCCCUGCGCGUUUUAUUGCGACCUGCCGGUGGGAACUUUGUCUCCGAGUCGGAGCAGCAUGGAGCGGCGGAGCGAGAGCCCGUGUCUGCGGGACAGCCCCGACCGGCGGAGCGGCAGCCCCGACGUCAAGGGUCCUCCCCCGGUGAAGGUGGCCCGUCUGGAGCAGAACGGCAGCCCCAUGGGAGCCCGCGGGAGGCCCAACGGCGCCGUGGCCAAGGCCGUGGGAGGUUUGAUGAUUCCUGUCUUUUGUGUGGUGGAGCAGUUGGACGGCUCUCUUGAAUAUGACAACAGGGAAGAGCAUGCUGAGUUCGUCCUGGUUCGCAAAGACGUGCUUUUCAGCCAGCUGGUGGAAACCGCGCUCCUGGCCCUGGGCUACUCCCACAGCUCUGCGGCGCAGGCACAAGGAAUAAUCAAGCUGGGGAGGUGGAACCCUCUCCCCCUCAGUUAUGUGACAGAUGCACCCGAUGCAACAGUGGCCGACAUGCUGCAAGAUGUCUAUCACGUUGUGACGUUGAAAAUCCAAUUACAAAGUUGUUCGAAGUUGGAAGACUUGCCUGCGGAACAGUGGAACCACGCCACGGUCCGCAAUGCCUUAAAGGAACUGCUCAAAGAGAUGAACCAGAGCACAUUAGCCAAAGAAUGCCCUCUCUCCCAGAGUAUGAUUUCAUCCAUUGUAAAUAGCACAUAUUAUGCCAACGUGUCAGCAACCAAGUGCCAGGAGUUUGGGAGAUGGUAUAAGAAGUACAAGAAGAUUAAAGUGGAAAGAGUGGAACGAGAAAACCUUUCAGACUAUUGUGUUCUGGGUCAGCGUCCAAUGCAUUUACCAAAUAUGAACCAGCUGGCAUCCCUGGGGAAAACCAACGAACAGUCUCCUCAUAGCCAAAUUCACCACAGUACUCCAAUCCGAAACCAAGUGCCCGCAUUACAGCCCAUCAUGAGUCCUGGUCUUCUUUCUCCCCAGCUCAGUCCACAACUUGUCAGGCAGCAAAUCGCCAUGGCCCAUCUGAUAAACCAACAGAUUGCUGUUAGCCGGCUCCUGGCUCACCAGCACCCUCAAGCCAUCAACCAGCAGUUCCUGAAUCAUCCACCCAUUCCCAGGGCAGUUAAGCCGGAGCCAGCCAACUCUUCUGUGGAAGUAUCUCCAGAUAUCUACCAGCAAGUCAGAGAUGAGCUGAAGAGGGCCAGUGUGUCCCAAGCUGUCUUUGCAAGAGUGGCAUUCAAUCGCACACAGGGAUUGUUGUCUGAGAUUCUGCGUAAGGAAGAAGACCCCCGGACAGCAUCUCAGUCUCUUUUAGUAAACCUGAGGGCCAUGCAGAAUUUUCUCAAUCUGCCGGAAGUGGAGCGGGACCGCAUAUACCAGGAUGAGAGAGAGCGGAGCAUGAACCCCAAUGUGAGCAUGGUCUCGUCGGCCUCCAGCAGUCCCAGCUCCUCCCGGACCCCUCAGGCCAAAACCUCGACACCGACAACAGACCUCCCCAUUAAGGUGGACGGCGCCAACGUCAACAUCACAGCUGCCAUUUAUGACGAGAUCCAACAGGAGAUGAAAAGGGCCAAGGUGUCUCAAGCCCUGUUUGCCAAAGUGGCUGCAAAUAAAAGUCAGGGCUGGCUGUGUGAACUGCUCCGCUGGAAGGAGAACCCCAGCCCAGAAAACCGCACCCUCUGGGAGAACCUCUGUACCAUCCGCCGCUUUCUGAACCUUCCCCAGCACGAGAGGGAUGUGAUUUAUGAGGAGGAGUCAAGGCAUCAUCACAGUGAGCGCAUGCAGCACGUGGUCCAGCUUCCCCCCGAGCCAGUGCAGGUCCUUCAUAGACAGCAGUCUCAGCCAGCCAAGGAGAGUUCCCCUCCCAGAGAAGAAGCACCUCCCCCACCUCCUCCAACUGAAGACAGUUGUGCCAAAAAGCCUCGGUCUCGCACAAAGAUCUCUCUGGAAGCCCUCGGGAUCCUCCAAAGCUUCAUUCAUGAUGUGGGCCUGUACCCUGAUCAGGAGGCUAUCCAUACUCUUUCUGCUCAGCUGGAUCUCCCCAAGCACACCAUCAUCAAGUUCUUCCAGAACCAGCGGUAUCAUGUGAAGCAUCACGGGAAGCUCAAGGAACACCUGGGCUCGGCGGUGGAUGUGGCCGAGUAUAAGGACGAAGAGCUGCUGACGGAGUCAGAGGAGAAUGACAGUGAGGAAGGCUCGGAAGAGAUGUACAAAGUAGAGGCUGAGGAGGAAAAUGCGGAGAAAAGCAAGGCUGCGCCUGCCGAAAUCGACCAGAGAUAAUGUGAACUGCUACCAGGCAAAGCAAUACAUCGGUCCAAGGAUUUUCUGUUUUAGUUUCUUUAAUAACAUUUUUUUUUGCUUUAUUUUAUUUUUGUCUUUUUUUUUUUUUUUUUGGUCUGUUUUAUUUUCUUUACCUUUUUUUUGACAUUUCUUUGUUGCACAGGAUACACCUGUAGACUGAAUAAGUUCAGUAUUUCCAAAUCAGACAUCGCCUUGGCAAAGACACUCAAGUGUUACACUUUACAGUGGACUGGAUCCUAGUCAUUAUAAUCACAGGAGACUCUGCCUUCACUAUCCUUGCACUUACGGAGGAGACGCCAGGCAAGUUCCAGGAUGAAAAGACCUACGAAACAAAUGAAGGAAGCUACAAGUGUGUGUGUAUAUGUAUAUGUAUAUAUCUAUAUAUUUACAUAUAUAUAUUAAAUUGCAUGGGACAGAGAACUUUACAAUCCGAAAGAAUAGACUGUGAAAUGAGUUCUUAAAGAAGAGACUUGUUUAUGUAUUAAAAAAAAAAAAAAAAAACCACUUCACAGUGAGUUGCUUUGGCUUUUUGAUAAACUGUGGCCUGCUCUCAGGGUGGGGUGACUAUUUUUGAAUUCCUAUUUAUUUUCUGUGUUUGUCCCUGAUUUUUUUUUAUUUUAAUUCUAUGGCUUCCUAUCUGGCAGCUUGAUGGGUAAUUUUUGAGGUAUGUAUUUAACAAAAUAAAUCAACACUGCCAAAAAAAAAAGAAAGAAAGAAAGAAGAAAGUAAA